This is a messenger RNA of Episyrphus balteatus (marmalade hoverfly), 903 nucleotides long. It is a transcript of the gene Membrin, whose product is annotated as probable Golgi SNAP receptor complex member 2. The record is from RefSeq and is a predicted model, not a curated record. The coding region runs from base 171 to 809 and encodes 212 amino acids. Lineage: Eukaryota; Metazoa; Arthropoda; Insecta; Diptera; Syrphidae. Gene Ontology annotation, molecular function: SNAP receptor activity; SNARE binding. Gene Ontology annotation, cellular component: endoplasmic reticulum membrane; Golgi apparatus; late endosome membrane. The transcript is spliced from 3 exons. Gene Ontology annotation, biological process: vesicle-mediated transport; vesicle fusion.
GAAAACCCACCCAAAUAAAAAAAAAAGAAAAACAUAAGACGUUGGAAACACGUCACACAAAAAUAUUAAAAUAAAAAAACUGGAAACUUUAAUUACAGUCCCAAUAAACUAUAUAAAUAUUAAUCACGAAUUGUGUUUUGUCGAAAUAAUAAAAGAAACACAAAACUAAAAUGGAAGCACUUUAUCAUCAAACAAAUAGAGUUCUUCAAGAAAUUGAAAAAAGUUUCCAAACCUUAGCUAGCGCUCCACCAAAUGAUUUUUCAACAAUUGAAAAUGACAUUCAUAUGAAAAUAACAACAGUUAAUUCAAAUUGUGAUCGAUUGGAUGUGUUGCUAUACAAAGUUCCCGUCACUCAAAGACCAAGUGCGAAAAUGCGAAUAGAUCAAUUGAAAUAUGAUAUACGACAUUUACAGAAUGCCCUAGAAGUCUACAGACAAAAGAAACAACGUCGCCAAGUCGAAAUCGACGAAAGAGAACAACUCUUAAACCACAGAUUCACCUCGAAUCAGGAAACAUGUCUCGACAUUGAUUUUGCCUUGCAACACAAUUCCUCACUAAAUAACGCCCACACUGGUGUGGACGAAAUGAUUUCCACCGGAAACAACAUUCUGGGAAGUCUUAUAAAUCAGCGCGAAACUCUAAAAGGAGCCCACCGGCGUAUCCUGGCUAUUGGCAGUACCCUUGGACUAUCGAAUCAUACAAUGAAAUUAAUUGAAAGGCGAUUUGUCGAAGACAAAUACAUCAUGAUUGGCGGCAUGAUAACAACUUUGCUUGUAAUCAUGUUUAUAAUUUAUUAUUUUGUUUUCUGAAAAUGUUUUUCUAUAUUUUAAUGAAAGACGCUAGAGUCGAGAAAUGUGGCUUAUUCCAACAGUAAUAUAAUUAUGUAUUAUUUUUCCAUAAAAA